GUGUCAUCAGUGAGCGCUUCACCACCUCUGCACUACCGCUGAAGCCCGGGGAUGCGCAGAAUGUUAAUACAUCUCGACUCAGAGAUCACUCUGUCACAGUAUUCCUCCAGACUGGCAGCAUUUUUGGAGUGUCUUGGUUGUUGAAGGACUAAACCAAAGCACCUGUGAGUGAGAAGGCGACCUCGGAGUUGAAGCUCUGUCACUGCUGAGCUAAUUGUUUGGGUGCCUCGGGAUUACAUCGAGGAGCAUCUCCACCAAACCAAGAGGAGAGAGGCAUAUGCGGGACUUUUUACGAGUGUAGUGUGCACGGACUGGGAUUCUGUGGACCAGCGUUUACGCGCAACCUCUCGAUGGGAUUCUGAAUGAGAGAACCAAAGCUGCUACGAAAAUGUAUAUAUAUUUUUAAAGGACAUAGAGACACUCGAUAAAUACCACCACUUAUGUCCGGCUCAUUUCUCUGAUCAUACAAUUUCAUGAAGAGGAAAAAACAUUCUGUUUAACAACUCAAUUAAGAUUCUCGUAAUCAAGGGAGGACAUUCCAUUCACAAGCAAUUGGAUGAGAGUCGUAUUUGCCCUUGGCAACUGAAGAUGAUGUUACUAUGGAAACGACUUCUGCUGCUAUCAAUCAUUGGUUGCCUUGCCGCUCAUGCACAAGAUGUCCUGUUCCAAGGGCCAAGAUGGAGAACAGAGCCCAGUGACCUCAUUCUCCCCAACAACUCCCCUGACCAGGAAGCCACCAUUACAUGUGAGGCAGAGGGGAAACCCUCCCCACAAUACAGAUGGUCGCUUAACGGAACACUCAUUGAUCUGGGGAGUGACUACCGGCGUCACAUGUCUGGAGGCAACCUGAUCAUUAACAGUCUGGACAGGGACCAAGACACAGGGAUAUACCAGUGCACUGCCUUCAACACAUGGGGGAUCAUCCUCAGCUGCCGAGCCACUCUACAAUUUGCAUACCUAGAUAACUUCAAGACCCAAACUGCACGGAGUGCUGUGAAUGUCCGAGAGGGCCAAGGAGUGGUUUUGUUAUGUGGACCACCCAUGCAUUCUGGAGAGCUGACGUUUGCAUGGAUCUUCAAUGAGUACCCCUACUUUGUCCAGCAAGAUAGUCGUCGAUUCAUCUCCCAGGAGACAGGAAGUCUGUACAUCGCUAAAGUGGAGCCUUCUGAUGUGGGCAACUACACCUGUGUGGUCAACAAUAGCAUCACUAAGGGCAAAGUCCUCAGCUCUCCUACACCACUGGUCCUGAGGAAUGACGGAGCAAUGGGUGAAUACGAACCGAAAAUAGAAGUUAAUUUCCCUGACACUGUUCCAGCUGCGAAGGGAUCCACGGUAAAACUAGAAUGCUUCGCACUGGGAAACCCAGUCCCAGAAAUAAGUUGGAGGAGAACCAGCGGUGUCCCAUUUCCCAGUAAGGUGAAGAUGAAGAACUCCAACGCUGUUCUUGAAAUUCCACAUUUCCAGCAGGAAGACACAGGGAUGUAUGAGUGCGUGGCAGAAAAUAGCCGGGGAAAAAACGCUGCACGAGGUCGUAUCGCCUUCCAGGCAAAACCCCAUUGGCUGCAAACAAUGAUCGACGGGGCCCUGUCCAUUGAGGAGAACCUGUUCUGGGAGUGUAAGGCAAACGGAAAACCCAAGCCCUCCUACAGUUGGCUGAGGAAUGGAGACAACCUAAUGGCAGAGGGCCGGGUACAAAUCGAAAACGGGGCUCUCUCCAUAGCAGCAUUAAACCUGUCAGACGCCGGAAUGUAUCAGUGUGUGGCUGAAAACAAACAUGGCAUUAUUUAUUCCAGCGCUGAGCUAAUGGUGUUAGCAUCACCUCCCAGUUUCUCCAAGAAUCCACUGAAGCCCCUGCUGAAAGCUCGCUCAGGCAGUGAAGUGGUUCUGGAGUGCAAGCCCCAAGCCUCGCCCCGGGCAAUUAGCCUGUGGAAGAAAAGCAAUGAGAUCGUGCAGAAAAACGAGAGGAUUACUCUGCUUGCCAACGGGACACUGAAGAUUGUCAACGCAACCAGAAGGGAUGCGGGGAGCUACACAUGCAUCGCUAAAAAUCAGUUUGGGACUGCAAGCGCCACCGGAAGACUCCUUAUCACAGAGCCCACCAGAAUCACCCAGAGGCCUGCUAACAUGGAGAUCAUUGUUGGCGAGAGUAUCGUGCUGCCCUGCCAGAUAGCCAGCGAUCCAGCCUUGGAUGUGUCUUUCUCCUGGGAAUUCAACGGGCAGCUCAUAGACUUCCACGGGGAUGCCGACCAUUUCGACAGAGUAGGAGGGAGCAUUUCAGGAGAUCUGAUGAUUCGUAACAUCCAGCUGAAUCACGGGGGGAAAUAUGUCUGUGUUAUCGACACCGACGUAGAGAGCUUGUCCGCUUCGGCCAUCUUGGUUGUGAAAGGUCCCCCCGGGCCCCCGGACACAGUAGCAGUGGAGGAGAUCACAGAUAGCACGGCCCAGCUCUCUUGGAGCCCCGGCAGGGACAACGGCAGCCCUAUCACCGGCUACAUCAUCCAGGCCCGGACCCCCUUCACUGUGGGCUGGCAGGCUGUGGACACAGUUCCUGAGGUGAUCAAUGGCAACACACUGACAGCCACUGUGGUGGGCCUGAACGCCUGGGUGGAGUAUGAGUUCAGGGUGGUGGCCCGCAACAGUGUGGGCAUGGGAGAGCCCAGUCCAGCCUCAGCCAAGACCAGGACAGAGGAUACCAUGCCUGAUACAGCUCCCACUGAUGUUGGAGGCGGAGGAGGCACAAAAUCUGAAUUAGUGAUAACUUGGGAGCCCGUGCCUGAGGAACUGCAGAAUGGAGAGGGCUUCGGUUACAUCAUCGCCUUCCGGCCGCUGGGUGCCAUCACCUGGACACGAGUGGUCAUCUCCACGCCCGGGGUGGCCCGAUACAUCUUCCGCAACGACACCAUCCCGCCUUUCUCACCGUUUGAUGUGAAGGUUGGGGCGUACAACAACCGUGGGGAAGGCCCCUUCAGUUCCAUAGCCACAGUGUUCUCAGCAGAGGAAGUCCCCAGUGAGGCUCCUAAGCGGGUUUGGGGCAGGAGUGUAUCUGCAGCUACAGUUGAAGUGAUUUGGGAAGCCCUCCCCGUCACCCCUGAAAGAGUGCUGGGUUAUGAGGUGGUGUACUGGGAAGAUGACACCAAGCCUGACACAGUAGGCAAAGUCAGAACCUCUGGAAACUACUCAGCGGUUAAUGUGACUGGACUGAGCGCUAACACACAGUAUUAUCUAGCUGUGUGCGCCUUUAACACUGCAGGGACAGGGCCACAGUCUACACACAUCAACGCCACCACCAAGAAGCCAGCACCUGGCCAGCCUCCUUUGAAUGUAGAGUGGACCAUGAUUGGCUCUCUGCUCACUCUACACUGGGGUCCUGUGAUAGCCAUGGAGACAGAGGCAGAGGUCAUCGGAUAUCUUGUGCUGUUGAGAAGACACCGGUACAAUGACGUAAACAGCAUCAUAACAAACAAAACCAGGAUGGAGCUGACGCUGUCUCCCAACGACAACUACUUGAUCCAGAUCAAGGCCCUGAGUGAGGGUGGUGAAGGUGUGGGCAGCGAACCCAUCCACAUCCACAAAUUAAGCAUGGGCGCACGAGGUUCGGGAGCAUCUAAUCUCAAUCCGCUAUCGCUGUCUCAUCUCUCCGCAUUCCUCAUCAGCGCUCUCCUCCUCCUCAACUCCUCCUGGUGAUGUCUGGACACAGUCACAGCCCUCCUACCGGCCCUCCUCACUCCCUCUCCUCUAGCAGCCUGCUCCUGCAUUCAGAUAGGCAUGGAUGCAACCCUCUGUGGCAGUGCUGGACAGAACAGGAAUUUUGAAGGGGCCAUGCAUUGAGGAUAUAAAUUAAGUUCUGUAGAAAACAUGAAUUUGUGUGCAUGAUAUUUAACAGUUUCCUCUCAUAUCAUAAGUGCUGUCAUGCUGUAAAACCAUUUUGGAAAUCUUUUUUUUCCAAUGGAAUAUACUUCUAUUUGGGAGUACUGAUGUCUACAUUAUAUAUGUACAGUUGAAGUCGGAAGUUUAGCCAAAUAUAGUUUUUCACAAUUCCUGACAUUUAAUCAGAGUAAAAAGUCCCUGUCUUAAGUCAGUUAGGAUCAACACUUUAUAUUAAGAAUGUGAA
This is a messenger RNA of Oncorhynchus mykiss (rainbow trout), 4111 nucleotides long. RefSeq names its product contactin-3. The record is from RefSeq and is a predicted model, not a curated record. NCBI's taxonomy places the organism in Eukaryota, Metazoa, Chordata, Actinopteri, Salmoniformes, Salmonidae. Gene Ontology annotation, molecular function: cell-cell adhesion mediator activity. Gene Ontology annotation, biological process: cell-cell adhesion; axon guidance; brain development. Gene Ontology annotation, cellular component: axon; plasma membrane.